This is a messenger RNA of Ruditapes philippinarum (Manila clam), 1223 nucleotides long. RefSeq lists its product as uncharacterized. Gene Ontology annotation, biological process: immune response. The record is from RefSeq and is a predicted model, not a curated record. The coding region runs from base 158 to 1012 and encodes 284 amino acids. The transcript has 4 exons. Lineage: Eukaryota; Metazoa; Mollusca; Bivalvia; Venerida; Veneridae. Gene Ontology annotation, molecular function: tumor necrosis factor receptor binding. Gene Ontology annotation, cellular component: membrane.
UAUAUAUAUUGAAUAUCUGCGUAAUAUGUUUGCAUACUACUAUCUUGUAGUGUAGCGAUUUGAUGUCUGCAAAUUCAGAUAGUAGAUGUACCGCAGUGCAAUUUGAAUAUUAUCUUCAUUAAGUGUACGAAAACGUUUGACAAAUGUCGCGUUUAUAAUGCUCCCAGAAGCGAUUAUUACUCUGUUUCUGUUGAUUGCAUGUAUUUUAACAAUCGGGAUUAAUAUAUGUGUCUAUAAGUUUAAGGCAGCUGAUGAAAUAUUAUUGAAAUCUGUAUAUUUAACUAAUGAACUACAUAACUUUCCAUUUAUCUGCAACGAUUUGUCGUUGAGUCCUGACGAAGAUGUUGUUACGUUUAAUAUGAGAAAGAAACUUUUUGAUGUUUAUUUGCAUGACGACAAAUACGUUUGUAGCUUUCGGAACCUAACGGAACCAUUUCAAAAGGUUGUUGAGCGGAUAUCAAGACAUCGACUUGCUACAGGACAGGAAGGCACAAGAUAUCUUCAAUGUGGCAACAGGAGUCUGAGAGAGCCGUCGGGUCAUCGAAUUGCGGCAUUCAGAAGUGUGUCAAAACAUCAAACAAAAAAAGAUAGAGAGUCAGAAACUAUUAUUCACUGGGACAAACACCCAGAGCGAUCUUUCAUAUCUGAAGAUGUGGCAUACCAUAAAGGAGAAAUCAGAGUGUCCGAAGGUGGAUUUUAUUUCAUCUAUACAACUGUUAUGAUGAAUCUAACUAAACCUAUGGUGAACCUCGGUAAAAUGUACAGAUUUGCUCUAUAUGUUUGUGCAAACAGGGGAGGGUACGAGCGUACUCUUCUUAGUACUUUCAAAUCAUUUAACACAUCAUGUACAAAUGACGUCACUAAUAACAAAAUGAAUGACGCGACCUCGCUGUCAACUCGAGGCAAUGUUUAUAUCACAAAAGGCGAGAAAAUUUAUGUUAAAGUUGAAUACGCAAACAGAUUAAUCCUCGAUUCUGUCGGUAACACUUUCGGAAUAAUGCCAAUGUCUUAACAUGCACAGUCCGGAGGUGAAAUGGCUAAGGGGUCAUGACCCACCAACCUAGCUUAUAUUUGGUUUAAAUGUGGAACCUCUGCGAGCUUUGGAUAGGGAGUAUGCAUAACCCUUGACGAAAUUUGCGAAAAUUCCUGGAUCCGCGCCUGCAUAAAAUGACGUGUCACGAGCAAAAUUAAUAUAUACCGUAUCACAAGUUUUUGUCAGCAAG